UAAAACAUUCUUCCUGGUUUAUUCCAAGAUAAUGACUAUUAUCUACCUGCAGUAGUUUUUUUCGUAGCCAGAAUUCUGAGAAAUGUUUUCAUUCCAACAGCCAAAUUUGGAUUCCUAGUGCAUUUUUAUUUAACCAGUAGGAUUCUUCUGGCUGGAAAUGACAUAAAUGAGUGGUGUUAAGGCAUUUUUACUCCGCCAAGGAACAUGGUGGAGUUAUGUGAUGAUCUGCGUUGGUUUGUCUGUCUGUCUGAGAGGUUUUUCUGCAGACUGAUAUUUUACUCCAGAACCUUCAUGUUUUCUUCUUUUCUCAUGACGCUGUUAACUUAGUGACACAUCAACUAAAAAACACUUGCAAAGCAUCACAUUCCUGCCACCAUGUCUGAUGCUGAUGGUGUUUUUGGAGUUUAAUGCUUCUCCUUUAUUUUGCAUGCUAUGUCCCUGUGCUCAUCCAGCUUUGUUCAGUGUCUGCUGGAGUUUCUGCCUUGAUAUAAUAACAUCCUUGUCAGUGAUUCUUCUUGGCCUCUCAUCCGCCCAUUCUUGCAAGUGUAGGGGUCGCUUUUAGCUUAGCGUUUUCACAGUGUAUAACUUCUUGUAUUUUUUACAUUAUGCUUUGCACUACAGCCGUUGUGGCGUAGCUUUUGCCCAUCUUCUGAGCAGCUAUGAUGCAGAGCUCUCUCUCAGGAUGGACUCUAAUCACAAGCUCGCUCAGCUCUUUGGGUUUUAACCGUGGCUUGCAAUCGGCUAGUUCCUGACGAGAGAAUUUCUGCAUUAGCAGUUCUGUGUUGUGAACAGACUAGAAAUGACUGGGAGCAUUUGUAAUAGUAUAGAAACUGCAUUUUCUCAAAAGGUUGCAUCAAAUUCAAGGUGUGAGAAUACUUUUUGGCAUGUAAAUGAAAAAAAUAGAACAUUUCUAUUACCUCCCACACUGCCUCUAGGCACCACAGUCCUAUUAUCACACUUGAACUUGUUUUUUGGCAUUUAUCCAGGUUGUUUUCUCCUGAAUAGAUCCUUGCUUGUGUUGUAUCUACUCUCAAAUGUAUGUGGCUUUGUAUAAAAACUAAAUGAAAAUUGUAGAAUGUCAUGUAAAAACAAACAAAUGCAGAAUCUGAAAUAUAUAUAUAUCACUAAUGUCUCUAAUGCAAUGAAUUACUGUCUUUUGUCACCUGUUUAUGUUAUUUUCAGCCAGAGGAAAUCCAUCCAUCCAUUAUCUAUACACCGCUUAUUCCUCACUAGGGUCAUGGGGGGGGCUGGAGUCUAUCCCAGCUGACUCAGGUUUCAGGACGUCUCACUCUCUUCAGCUUUACAAAUGUGGUUACUUGCUUUAUCUGUGCCACUGCUCCCGGCCAUCGUCAUGGUGUACAGCCGCUACCGGGUGAAAGUUGCCACACUGUGCCAGCGAGCUCUGGCCUGGGCGCUGAGGCUGAUGCGAGGGCGAGUAUGUGUUAAGAGCGCCCACGCCUUCGUGUUCUCCAACUGCACCCACGGCAAAGUUAACAGCGUCCUGGAGACCUUUGACCUUUAUGCUCGGACGCACCCGUCCCUCUGUAUCGGCCCACAGAUCGGUGAGCUGCUGGAUGAGAUGGUGAGGCGUGUCCGUCCACUGAGAGUCCUGGAGCUGGGAACUCACUGCGGCUACAGCUCAGUCCGCCUGCUGCGUCUGCUGCCCCCUGCUGGCCGACUGAUCACUGUGGAGCUGGACCCAGUCACAGCAGAUCUGGGGGAGGAAGUCAUACUAGUGUCUGGCUUCAAACACUCCCAGUUCCAGGUGCUGACAUGCAGCUCAGCUGAGGCCAUCCCAAGGUUGCGCUCACUUCUUGGGCCCGAUGCAGGGACCAGCGAGGGCGUCGAUCUGGUGCUAAUGGACCACAAUCCCCAGCAGUACCUUCCAGACCUGCUGGCCCUGGAAAGAGAGCAGCUCCUCUGCUCCUCUGGCUGCUCAGUGCUGCUGAUCAAAAGAAACCAAAGAGCUGAAGAUCUCAGAGGAGUCCUGGAUCACAUCAGAGAAAGGACAGACUGCUACAGCAUCAAGACAGAGCUUCAGUGUAUGAUGGAGAUCUGUUACCGAAAGGAAAGCACAAUGUAAAGGGUGAAGUCUAGAACACGGCUGUCUGCUUAGUUUUUAUGGACUGAUAGUGUUAAAUAGUUCAUCACUUCAAAUAUUGAAGUUAGAGCUGAAGAUUUUAUUAGCAAUAGAGUAGAGUUUUCAAUAGUUUCGAAUAUCAGGUGAUAUUGCUAGAAUUGAUUUGUAGCAGGAAAGAAAGCAUAGUAUCUAUAUUUAAAUAGUUUACAUUUAACUUCAGUUUAUUUCAUCUGGACACUUAUUUUUUUAUAUAUAUCGUUUGAUACAUAAAUACAAAAAUGAGCCAUAAUUCUAAAAAAAAUUCUUAUCCGUUCUAUUUAAGUUAAAACUGAAAAAUAAAAUUUGAAACAGUAGUAAAGGAGAAGUAAGAUAGGGCCAAAAAGAUGCCUAUAAAACACCCUCACAUUAUACUUUUAAGAUGAUACUCACUGACCACGUGAUCAAAAAAAAGACUGAAUUAAUGUAAAGUAAAAUCAUGUUGCAAACAUUAUCAGCCAAACAUCCGGCUAUGUAGUAUUAUGUAUUUUUAGCAUUCAAUUAUUUUAUUUCCACGUCCACUGUAGGGAGCAGAAGGAAUCUGUCCACAGUGACACUGCAUCCUUGAUCAAUAAAUAUAAAUAAAAGGAUGAAAAAGCAUAAAUACAAGAAGAUUUAAGUGAUUUAAACAAUUGCCUGGAACAUUUCACUGCACUAAAUAUGCCAGAAGAAAUUAAAUUGAAAGAUCUUGCACUUUUUAUGUAGAUUUUUUGUUGUUUUUUUGUAAGGAAUUCCUCACUUAGCUCAGCAGAAGACACGCAUGUCAGACGCAUCAUCAGUACAAUGUUGCUUCAGGCUAUCAUCCUUUAUAACCAGUUUCAUGUAGAUCAACACGACUUUUAUUGUUCCUCAUUUAGUACAUUCAGACCAGAUUCUAUUUUUUGCAGCAGCUCAGGAUCUGUUGGCUAUUUAUUUUCUAUUUUUUUUUACAGCUGAUGAAUCCCAGAAUUGCUUCCACAAUCACCUCGCCUCACAACAAAAGAAACAAAGGGUAGAAAUGACUAGUUGUAGUGCACAGAGGAACCACUUGAUGGCACCGUCUGCUUUUUAACAGAAUAGAAUCUCAGGUAUCUGACUACCGGUACGUUUAUCAUGGCAAGCCUUUUAAAGGGAAACGCCACUCAAUUCAAGACAUCCUUGUUGUUGUUGCACCUCAGGACUUAAUAAGAGCUAAUAUGUUUUAUUUUGCUGCAGACUGGAAUCUUUAAAUUUGUGAUAUAAAUAAAUCCACCUCAUGUUGUCUCA
This is a messenger RNA of Amphiprion ocellaris (clown anemonefish), 3361 nucleotides long. Its product is annotated as transmembrane O-methyltransferase homolog. Gene Ontology annotation, biological process: developmental process; catecholamine catabolic process; dopamine metabolic process. The record is from RefSeq and is a predicted model, not a curated record. The transcript has 4 exons. Gene Ontology annotation, molecular function: catechol O-methyltransferase activity. Lineage: Eukaryota; Metazoa; Chordata; Actinopteri; Pomacentridae. The coding region runs from base 1307 to 2083 and encodes 258 amino acids.